GUUCACAUCUGACCAAUGUUUGACCUAGAAAAGGAUCCAUAUGCAUUACGACACCGUUUGGUCCUUAACCUCUUAAGGCUUCACACUGCUCCAAAGAUAGCUGUUUCCGAAGCUCUUUGUCAGUUAAUCGGAAGAGCAAUGGAAAGUGAAGCGGAUGAGGCGACAAUGACGGCGGUGAAAGAGAUGAGAGGUAGAUUGGAGAACCGAAUCCGAACCCAGCACGAGGCACACUUGGAUCUCCUCUCAUCUCUCCAAUCCCUAGUCCCCGACAUAGUCCCAUCCCUCGAUCUCUCUCUCCGACUCAUCUCUUCCUUCACGAACCGACCUUUCCUCGCAACACCUCCUUUACCCGAACCCAAGAACCACCACCCAAUCCUCCUCAAAUCAGACACCCAACCACAACAACAACAACAACAAGGCUACGACUCCUCCUCCUCGAAACCACCGAUGCUUACCGAUUCAUCAACCGCCGAAGCAGACGGAUCGAGCGGGAGUCCCAUGGCUCUCGUGAGAGCAAUGGUGGCCGAGUGUCUGCUCCAGCGAGUACCUUGGUCGGCGACGGACUCGUCGAGCGUGGGGAGAAAGCUGGAGAACGACCAGAACGCGAGACAGGCGGAGAGAGCAGCGCUGCGUGAGCUGGGCGGAGAGUGUGGGGCCAUCCAAGCCGUGGAGACUGCUCUUAAGUCGAUAGCCGAAGAGAACGGUUCUGUCGAGUUGGAGGAGUUCGAGGUUAACGGGACGGCUCGGAUCAUGGUGUUGGCUAUUGAUCGGACCAGGUUGCUCAAAGAGCUUCCCGAGAGUUUUAACGAAUCGGGUCGGGUCGUUGAAGCCACUAAUAAUAAUAAUAAUAACAACUCCACAGGGGGGAGCUUUGGGGUUUCCGGGUCGGGUAAUUUCGUUAGACCCGAGAUGUGGCCGAUGAUGAAUGCAGGGAUGAUGGGGAUGCAUCAUCAUCAUCAUCAGAUGGGGAUGAUGGGUAGGCCACCACCGUUUCCUUUGCCGUUGCCUUUGCCGGUUAAUCACAAGGUUGGUAGGAGUGAGGAUGAUGAUUUGAAAGACGUUGAGGCUCUUUUGAGUAAGAAGUCUUUUAAGGAGAAGCAACAGUCCAGGGCUGGUGAGGAGUUGCUUGAUCUCAUUCACCGUCCCACCGCCAAAGAAGCCGCUACUGCUGCUAAGUUUAAAAGCAAAGGAGGAUCACAGGUUAAGUAUUACUGUAGGUAUUUAACUAAAGAGGAUUGCCGUCUUCAGUGUGGUGCCCACUUUGCCUGCAGCAAGAGACAUUUUCGUCGACUAAUCGCUUCACAUACCGACGUCAGCCUAGGAGAUUGUUCCUUUCUCGAUACUUGUCGUCACAUGAAGACUUGCAAAUACGUGCAUUACGAGCUUGACAUGGCUGACGCUAUGAUGGCUGGUCCAGAUAAGGCACUGAAGCCUCUACGUGCUGACUACUGUUCGGAAGCUGAGCUUGGUGAGGCACAAUGGAUUAACUGCGACAUCCGUAACUUUAGAAUGGACAUUUUGGGAACUUUUGGAGUUGUUAUGGCGGACCCACCGUGGGACAUUCACAUGGAACUUCCAUAUGGAACGAUGGCUGAUGACGAGAUGCGUUCACUCAAUGUUCCCUCGUUGCAGACUGACGGUUUGAUCUUCCUCUGGGUCACCGGUCGUGCAAUGGAGCUAGGCCGCGAAUGUUUGGAGCAUUGGGGAUACAAGCGAGUGGAAGAGAUCAUAUGGGUGAAGACGAAUCAGCUUCAACGUAUUAUACGAACGGGGAGAACAGGUCACUGGCUCAACCAUAGCAAAGAGCAUUGUCUGGUUGGAAUCAAAGGAAACCCAGAAGUCAACAGAAACAUCGACACAGAUGUGAUUGUUGCAGAGGUUAGAGAGACAAGCCGGAAGCCAGACGAGAUGUAUGCAAUGUUAGAGAGGAUCAUGCCAAGAGCAAGAAAGUUAGAGUUAUUUGCCCGUAUGCACAAUGCUCAUGCCGGAUGGCUGUCACUAGGGAACCAGCUAAGUGGAGUCCGGUUAAUUAACGAAGGGCUUCGAGCUCGAUUUAAGGCAUCAUACCCUGACGUAGAUGUGCAACCACCAUCACCACCAAGAGCUUCAACAAUGGAGACAGACAAUGAACCAAUGACGGUUGACUCAAUCACAGCUUAGUUGAAUUGAAAGAGAAAACUAGAGCCAAUAAUCUCAGCCUUUUUGUAUCUAGACCGUCGAGAUUGCAGUCUUUGAUGAGCUAACGACCGUGAUCAUGUUGAUUUUUCAAAGAGUAACAUUUUGUGGCAUAUUUGUAAUAAUCUGAAUCUUUAUGGAAAUGCAAGGAAAAUGCUUUUUUGAAGCCUUAA
Raphanus sativus (radish) is the source of this 2348-nucleotide messenger RNA. RefSeq names its product N6-adenosine-methyltransferase MT-A70-like. The record is from RefSeq and is a predicted model, not a curated record. Bases 16 to 2160 code for a protein of 714 amino acids. Gene Ontology annotation, cellular component: RNA N6-methyladenosine methyltransferase complex. NCBI's taxonomy places the organism in Eukaryota, Viridiplantae, Streptophyta, Magnoliopsida, Brassicales, Brassicaceae. The transcript has 7 exons.